This is a messenger RNA of Pomacea canaliculata, 2065 nucleotides long. Its product is annotated as GTPase IMAP family member 4-like. The record is from RefSeq and is a predicted model, not a curated record. Gene Ontology annotation, molecular function: GTP binding. The coding region runs from base 272 to 1096 and encodes 274 amino acids. The transcript has 5 exons. NCBI's taxonomy places the organism in Eukaryota, Metazoa, Mollusca, Gastropoda, Architaenioglossa, Ampullariidae.
UGUUGUGAGUUGUCUGGUUACAAUAUUGCUGAUAGCUUCGAAAUCUGCAGCAGUAAGGCUUUGAAUGAUCAGGUGUUGUGAGAAUUUUGUCGCCUAACAUUUCCAGUGUCAACAACGAGGUCAGAAAACGCAACGUCGGUGUCUUCAGCGUAAGAGAGCGGAAGCCGGAAGAAAGUCCUGCGCGCGCAUCUUGGCAGAGGCAGUGAAGUGACAUGGCAGCAACCUUUGGACCACAUCAGAUAUUUUUAUAGUAGGAGCUGCUACUGCAUUAAUGACAUCACAAGGAUACAGGUCUCUCGAAGACACCACAACAAUAGACAUGGAUGAAAUUCCAUUGCUGAUCAUUGGAAAAACUGGAAAUGGUAAAAGUUCUCUGGGAAACGCAAUACUAAGAAACGCAAUACCGGGAAAACCCAAGUUCCAAGUGUCAACCAGCAUGGCUUCAGAAACCACACGAAUGUCUCAAGCUGCGGGCUCGGUAUUUGGAAAGCAAAUAAAGGUAAUCGACACUCCUGACCUAGUUAACCUCGACCUUAGUGAUGCAGAAAUUUAUGAACAAGUUUCCCACUGGAAGUUGCAUGCUGUGGGCAAGUUCGCCAUCUUGCUGGCGGUGAGGUGUGACGUGCGCUACACGGCGGAAGAAUACGACAUCUACAGGAAAAUGAAGAGAGCAUGGGGAGACAACUCAUUCACUAACCACCUGGUGGUGGUCUUCACGUUUGGAGACAGACAGGACAGAGACAUUCACGAGGAGCUGAAGACAGUUUGCUGGGAACUGCGCAGUGUCCUGGCUGAUGCUGGGAACCGCUACGUCCUCUUCAACAACCGGGAUCUUGACAGUGGACCUCAGGUACUGCAGUUGCUAGAUAUCGUGGACUCUAUCGUACCACCACCUUCUCCACCCAGCCCAUAUCUGAUUGCAUUUGUGUUACUCCUCGUCAUCUUUAUCAUUGCUCUUUGGUUUGGUCUCCCUUGGAAUUACGAACUGAAAACUCCAGUGUUUUUUGUUAUCUUUGUCAUGAUUCUUGUUGGCACCAUCGGCUUUGUUUACAGAAGAAGAUUAGUCAACUAUAUAAACUUCGCCAUGCUAAUGUAAAUAUUUCCCAUCAUUUUUGUUCUCAUCCUGUCUCCGCUAAAAGUACUAACAUUUAGUUCAAGAUGACACUUAGUGGAAUAGUUUAUGUCACUUAUGAGCUUAUUAUAAUUAUAGCGAGGGCGCUUCGCACAUUGUGUUGUCACCUGAAGACCAUUUUUAAUACUCAGAAAUAGCAUUUAAGAGCUAGAGAGGCUAAUGUUAUAGCAGUACAGGUAGAUUUGUUUCGAAUAUUUUAACAUAUUAUUUAAGUAGCGAUUUAAUUUUAUUUUGUAACUAGUAACUUAGUUAUCCAAUUCAUUUAUUUCCAACUCAUUGUCCUUGAAUGCAGAAGUUUGGGUAAAUAGGUUAUAUUAAUAGAUUUAACACAUUUUUAUACUUUGUUAAUCUGAAUAUCCCUUAAUGCACUAGUAUUUGUGAGGGUUGUAGAUGUUUUGCUAAGAGGAUUGUGACUGUGAUAGAGUGGUAUUUACUACAGAUUGUAAACACUGCAGUGUACUCUGUAUAAGUAAAGAAAUCUUAUCUCUAAAUUUCUGAACAAAAGUUACAGUAGUCAUGAUGACAUUAAAGCUGAUAGUAUUUUUAAUUUUUGUCACAAAUAUAUUUGGACUUGUUUGUUUUACGUUUCAUGUAAAGCUAGAUAUUGCUGGAUUCAUAUCAGAAUGGUUAAGUAGCGUCGAAAAUGAUUUAAGUACACGGGUGUAACACAAUGACUAACAUGAUUAAGACUACAUGGAAAGGUGUGACCGUCAGUCUGAGAAUAAAAUUAAUAAGUGUAGAGCCAGACAGACGACAACGACACCACAUCCUCCCAGCAUGUAGUAAUAUCAUAUUUCGAUAACAUCAGAGCCUGCCAGUUGGAAAGCUAUUUCUGUAUCUUUGAGUUUAAACUUUGUAACUAAAGAUAAUUAUUGUUUCACUUUUCUUUAGAUUGAUAGUGUUUCUGAAUAAAACAUUCUAUAUUUUAAAAUU